This is a messenger RNA of Microbotryum saponariae, 1250 nucleotides long. The record is from the annotation of a GenBank genome assembly. Lineage: Eukaryota; Fungi; Basidiomycota; Microbotryomycetes; Microbotryales; Microbotryaceae.
AUGGCAAAUCAAGUGCUCGAGAUUCCCCAGUCAUUUCCGCAAGGAUCUUUUAAGGGUCGCAUUGCGCUAAUCACGGGUGGCAGCUCAGGUACGUGAAGCCGACCAGGGCCAUCGUCCUCUCGUGCUGGCUGUCGGCAGCUUUCGCAGUCGCAUCAGCAGUUUGUUCUUGUCUAGGCCAGGGCUUUUAUUGAUGCGAGUAUGGUCGUUCUACAGGUAUCGGUUUGUCUACGACGCAGACCUUGCUCUCGCUAGGCUGCAACGUCGUGAUCGGUGACCUAUCACCCCCACCUUCGAGCCUCUCGGACGUGGCGUCCAAAUCCGGCGCCGAGUUGACCUUUAAAAAAUGCAACGUCGCCGACUACUCGUCCCUUCUCGCGCUCUUCAAGCACUCCAAGAGCCAUUUCGGAGCCUACCCUUCCCUCGUGUUCGCCAAUGCCGGUAUCGCCGAACGAGGCAAACUUUUCACCUUUGAUUCGCCCGAAACGGAUCCUUCGAUCGAGGUCGAACCCGAUUACUCAGUCAUUGAUAUUGACCUCAAGGCCGUUGUCAGUACGGUUAGGAUUGGGAUGUGGGGGAUCAAACAGAACAGUGAUGAAAGAGCCGGACCGGAUGUGGGCAAGGAUGCGAGCAUCGUCAUCACCGCUUCGAUGGCGGGUUAUGCUGGGCAGGGUGGAUUGCCGGUGUGAGUGGAUGCAGUGUCUACUACUACAUGUGCUGCAGAUGACUCCAGUGGCUGAUGCCUUGUUCUCUCAAACCCUUGGAUUCUUUCUCAUGAACUACAAACGACUCUGGUUAAAUGCACUGAACGUCAAAAAACCGCUUACUAUAGUUACAACGCCGCCAAACACGGCUGCAUCGGUCUGGUCCGUUCGAUGCGCUUCCUCGCCCCCGCCCAAGGCGUCUACGUCUCUUGCGUCGCGCCGGCCAUCACGACGACUCCCUUGAUCUCUUCGUCGUUGCCUUACGUCCCCGGAUCGGAAUCCAUGACCCAAGCCUUGGUCGAAAAGGCGUUCGUCUCGGCCGGUGUGCCGAUGAACACCCCUCAACACGUCGCCAACGCCGUAGUGUACCUCAUGGCCGAGGGAUCGAAAGCGAGUGGCAAGGGCAUCUUGUGCCAAGGCGGGCAAUAUGCGGAUCUGGAGAGGGGCAUCAACGCAACGAGAGAUGCUUGGAUGAGCGCCGAGCAUGCGAGGAUGUACAGGAGUGGGAAUAAACCUACCAAGGAGAGCAUGGGCGCGGCGAAGUUGUAG